CAGGACCAGACCGCAUCCUUCGGCUAGAGCACGGCGAAGAUAGCGACGCGUCUUCCACCUCUAACGAGUGCGAGACAACAGCGGCCACAUGUCGUCGUCGACCUCUCAAAAUCUCCAGAACAUAUCGUGGUUUCAAGAUCUCUUCACUGAUGACAGGGUGACGUCCCUAUCCCGUCAGGUCUCAACACUGCGAGACAGGGUGUGGGAGUUGGAGCGUAAAAACACUCAACUAUCUGGUGAGAAGGCUAAUCUGGACAAGCAAUUAGAAGACACGACGAAGGCAGCUCAGGUGUUCUCAAGCCAAAAGGAAGAGGUGGAGAGGAGCUUACAAGAGUUCAAGAACACAGCCCAGGUGUACCAGGCAGAAUCAGAGGAGCAAAUUAAGGCAAAGGUGGAGGAACUAAAGGUGCUGAGGGUCCAGAAGACGGAGAUGGAUGUGAGGGUAGCAUCUUUGGAGUCGGAGCUCCAAGCAGUUAUGGCUAAGAAAGAGGAAUUGGAGGCCGAUGUCAUAGUGAAGAUGAGGGAAUAUGAGUUGGUGAAGGAGAAAAAUGAUGAGCUUCGAUCAAAAGUUUUGACUGCAGAGCAGAAACAUAGCCUAUCUGAAGCAGAGGUUAAGAGGCUCCAGAUGGAAUUGUGUGCAUUGGUGGAGGCGAAGGAGGAAUCUGCAAAGGCAUUUGAUUAUGAGAAGGAAAAAAUCAUAAAGGAAUCAGAGGACCUUAAGAGUAAGCUAAAGGAAAUACAGGCUAGCAAGGAUUUGCUGGAGGGUGAAAAUGAUAAGCUUCGAUCGGACAUUUUGAAUGCAGAGCAGAAACAUAUCCUAUCUGAAGUAGAGGUUAAGAGGCUCCAGAUAGAAUUGGGUGCAUUGGUGGAGGCAAAGGAUGCAGCUGUGAAGGCAUUUGAUGUUGAGAAGGCAGAAAUCAUGAAGGAAUUGGAGGAUCUUAAGAGGAAGGUGGAGGAAAUACAGGCCAACCAGGAUUUGGUGGAAGGUGAAAAUGAUAAGCUUCGAUCGGAGGUUUCGACUGCGGAGCAGAAACAUAACAUGCUUGAAGCAGAGGUUAAGAGGCUCAAGAUGGAAUUGGGUGCAUUGGCGGAGGCGAAGGAGGCAGUUGUAAUGGCAUUUGAUGCUGAGAAGGCAGAAAUCAUGAAGGAAACAGAGGAUCUUAAGUGGAAGGUGGAGGAAAUCCAGGCCAGCAAGGAUUCGAUGGAGAGUGAAACUGAUAUGCUUCGGUCAGAGGUUUUGACUGCAGAGCAGAAACAUAGGUCGUAUGAAGCAGAGGUUAAAAGGCUUCAAAUAGAAUUGGGUGCAAUGGCAGAGGCGAAGGAGGAAGCUGCAAAGGCGUUUGAUGCUGAGAAGGUAGAAAUCAUGAAGGAAUCGAAGGAUCAUAAGAGGAAGGUGGAGGAAAUCCAAGCUAGCAAGGAUUUACUUCAAGGUGAAUAUGAUAAGCUUCGGUCAGAGGUUUUGACUAUAGAGCAGAAACAUAUUCUAUCUGAAGCAGAGGUUAAGAGGCUCCAGAUAGAAUUGGGUGUAUUGGCGGAGGUGAAGGAGGUAGAUGCAAAGGCAUUUGAUGCUAAGAAGGAAGAAAUCAUGAAGGAAUCGGAGGACCUCAAGAGGAAGGUGGAGGAAAUCCAAGCCAGCAAGGAGGCGGCUGAGGAAGUAGGGCGCGACAAAAAUGCUCAGGCCGAUAAGCUGAGGGCUGAGUUGGAGGAGCUCCGUGUUUCUAUAUCGCAACUACAAGUAUCCUAUGAUGAACUUGAGGCCAAGCAUUCACAGUUGAAUGAUGAGAAGAAUUCGAUCCAAAAAGCAUUAGAUGCUGAAAAUGCUAAAGCAUGCAAGCUGGAGUCAAAAAUUGAGGCACUUGAGAACUACAAUGCUGAAAAGGAUGGUGAGAUUGGAAAACUGAAGGUGGCAUUGGAGGAAAAGAAUGGGGAUAUUGAUGUCCUCAGCAAGGACAUUGAGCUGCUACAUCUCGCAGUGGCUGAGGCGCAAAGGAAGAAAAAGUGUGACAUUUGGGCUAAUGUAUCAUCAGCAAGGACAUGCUUAUCAUCGUGCAUCUCGAAAUGA
Molecule: messenger RNA, 2062 nt
Organism: Phragmites australis (common reed)
Lineage: Eukaryota; Viridiplantae; Streptophyta; Magnoliopsida; Poales; Poaceae
Exons: 2
Coding region: 89-2062 (657 amino acids)
Source: RefSeq, a predicted model, not a curated record